AAUUACUAAUUUCAAUUUUUUUUUGCCCUUUUCUUCCAUUCAAACAUCUUAUAUAACUAUCAAGUAAAAGACGGAUCUAGAUAUGGCUGAAAUAAUCGCUAGAGAAGCUGCUGAGGCAUUUGCCUCGUUAAAGACUCUUUCUAAUACCCAAAGAUCUUCAGCUCUUCAAAAAAUUCAUGACGCUCUUUAUGUUAAGAAAGAUGAAAUUUUAGCUGCAAACCAACUUGAUAUGACUAAUGCUGUUGAUAACAAGUUGUCAUCAACUCUUGUGAAAAGACUUGAUCUUUCUACUGGUGGGAAAUUUGAUGCUAUGCUUCUGGGAAUCUUAGAUGUUGCUCAACUUCCUGAUCCUGUGGGGAAAUGUACCUUGGCCAGAAAAUUAGAUGAAGGAUUGAAUUUAUAUCGUUUAACUGCUCCUAUUGGAGUCUUGUUAAUUAUUUUUGAAUCUAGACCAGAAGUUAUUGCCAACAUCACUGCCUUGGCCAUUAAGUCAGGUAAUGCAGCCAUUUUAAAGGGUGGGAAGGAAUCAUAUGAAACUUUUAAAGUUAUGAGUGAUAUUGUGAAUUCCACGUUACAACAAGAAACUGACGUCCCAGGUAAGGCUAUACAACUCAUUCAAUCAAGAGAUGAAGUCAGUGGACUCUUACUGCAAGAUAGAUAUAUUGACUUGGUGAUUCCAAGAGGAUCUAAUGCAUUAGUUCGUAACAUUAAAGAAAACACAAAGAUCCCAGUUUUGGGCCAUGCAGACGGGAUCUGCUCUAUCUAUGUUGAUUCAGAAGCUGAUCUUUCCAAGGCCAAGAAAAUCGUCGUUGAUUCCAAAACUAAUUAUCCAGCAGGAUGUAAUGCAGCAGAACAACUUUUGAUCCAUCAAAGUAUUGCCCAAGACUCUACCAAGGUUUCUUCUCUUAUCAAUAGUUUGAUUGAAGCCAAGGUUACCGUUCAUGUUACUCCUGAAAUUAAGGCUCAAAUUUCUGGUUUAAAUCAAGAAUUUAUUGUUGAUGCUGAUGGCGAAUCCUUUGAUACUGAAUUUUUGUCCUUUGACAUUGCAGUUAAAUCUGUUUCAUCUGUUGCUGACGCUAUUAAACAUAUUAAUACUCACUCUUCCAAACAUACAGAAGCAAUCAUCACAGAAAAUAAGGACACAGCCGAUCUCUUCUUGAAGAGCAUUGAUUCCGCAGGAAUCUAUUGGAAUUGUUCCACUCGUUUUGCUGAUGGAUUCAGAUACGGGUUUGGAACUGAAGUUGGAAUCAGUACCAAUAAGAUCCAUGCCCGUGGACCGGUUGGACUUGAAGGUUUGAUGAGUUAUCAAUACCAAUUGAGAGGUGAUGGACAUAUCGUUGGAGAAUAUGUCGGAGGUGGAGGUAAAAAAGUGUUUGUUCAUGAAGAUUUGAACAUCAAUGAUGUUAAGCUUUAGAUUAAAUUAUAUAUACAUAU
Messenger RNA from [Candida] anglica, 1434 nucleotides. NCBI's taxonomy places the organism in Eukaryota, Fungi, Ascomycota, Pichiomycetes, Serinales, Debaryomycetaceae. The record is from the annotation of a GenBank genome assembly.